AUGUCGACCAAGAAGAAGAUCCCUUCUCGUGCCGCACAGCACAGCACCCGCCCCAAUGACCUCGUCUACGAUGCCGCGCUACUCUUCUGGCGCAUGGUCACCAACAUCUUCUUCCGCGAAAUCCGGCCUCGCGGAGCAUUCAACAUCCCAAGACAAGGCCCCGUCAUCUUUGUUGCAGCACCACACAACAAUCAGUUCCUCGACCCCCUGCUCCUGUACCGGGAAGUCCACCGAGAAACGAAUCGCCAUGUACAGUCCCUCAUUGCUGCGAAGAGUAUGGAGCGAGCAUUCGUUGGGUUUGCGGCAGGCAUGAUGGCCAGCAUCCCUGUUGUACGAGCCGCCGACAGCGCAAAGCCGGGCGCAGGCAUGGUGUCACUGUCCGACGAGGACGCUUGCCUCGUCAUCGGUCACAACACAAAAUUCAUGUCCGAGUUCACCCCGAAGAUGCAGAUGAUGCUCCCUCGGUCGCUGGGCUCCGCCGUGGCGGAAGUGACGGAGAUCAUAUCCGACACGCAACUCCGCAUCCGGAAAGAGUUCUCGGGCGGCGCGAAGAUACGGGAAAAAAUCCAGGAGGCCCGCGCGGAGGGCAAGCAGGGGCUGACAUAUAAACGUCUACCGUUCGUGGACCAGGCGGAGAUGUAUCAGUAUGUAUACCAGUGCUUAACCGAGGGGGGCGCCAUCGCCAUCUUUCCUGAAGGUGGUAGCCAUGACCGUACAGACCUCCUACCUCUCAAGGCCGGGGUGUCUAUGAUGGCUCUUGGUGCCAUGGCCAACAAUCCCGACCUUAAGGUCAAGAUUGUCCCCGUCGGUCUCUCGUAUUUCCAUGCCCACCGCUUCCGUUCGAGGGCAGUCAUCGAAUUUGGAGCGCCGCUUGAUGUCCCUCCAGAGUUCGUAGAGAUGUUCAAAGAAGGUGGCCCCAAGAAGCGAGAAGCCGUGAGCAAGUUCCUGAACGUCAUCUACGAUGCUCUCAAGACGGUCACCUUGAGAGCGCCUGAUUACGACACUCUUAUGCUCAUCCAGGCCGCCCGGCGAUUGUAUAAAACUCCAGGCCAGCAUCUAACGCUGGGACAAGUCGUAGAACUGAACAAGCGUCUACUGGCUGGGUAUAUGCACUUCAAGGACGAGCCUAGGGUCCAGAAGCUUCGGACCGACGUCCUGAGGUAUAACCGACUUCUUCGAGAUCUUGGCCUGCGGGACCACCAGGUUCCUCGGGCCCAGAAAGCGGGCUGGAAAUCCCUCGGACUGUUGCUUUACCGGCUGGGUCUUCUAGGUGUCUGGACCAUCCUCGCUCUGCCUGGGGUAGUCUUGAAUGGCCCCAUCUUCAUCACUGCCUCGAUUAUCUCACGCAAAAAGGCUAAAGAGGCUCUUGCAGCCUCCGAAGUCAAGAUUGCUGGCCGAGACGUACUGGCGACAUGGAAGGUGCUCGUAGCCCUUGGCGUUACUCCUGUGCUCUACACGUUCUACGCCAUUGUUGCCGCCGUAAUAGCGACCAAGGCGGGAGCUCCUAUAAAGUGGAGAAUCUGGACGCCAUUCAUUGUCCUCAUGAUUCUUCCCAUGAUCGGUUACGCAGCGCUCAAGUUCGGAGAGGCCGGGAUGGACGUUCUGAAGUCCCUGAGGCCCCUCAUUGUUGCUCUUAUACCCGGCCAGCAACGGUCAUUGGAGAAGGUCAAGCGUAUGCGACAAGAGGUCUCCAACGAGCUUGUUGAGACGAUCAACGAGUACGGCCCGGAAAUAUUUGAAGACUUCCACCAGUUCCGCAUCCUCGUGCCUUCUGCUACUGCUCCCCCGUCGAGCGAUCAUCAAGGUAUUUGGCGAAGGAAGAGUGCGACGGGCGGCGUUGACGCACAAGGCAACCUCCUUGUGCACCCUAUGACUUGGCUUGACGAACGCCUCUUCGGCUGGUCUCGUAGCGCGCGACGCGGUACUAGCGCCUGGGCCGGGGGCACUCGCUCGACCGAGAUCAGCCGCGCCGCUACACCCGACGUCUCCGACGAGGAGGACGCGCCCGACUACGACGACUUCCUCCACAUUCCCGGCGGCGAGAGUUCGUCGCUGGCCUCUCAUCCACGUUCCCAGCGCUCUUCAUAUGCCGACCUCCAGCGCCUCCGCCGCUCCCCUUCGCACUCUGGGCUGAACCCGCUCUCACCCAUCAGCCCCAUGGCCGCCACCGGUGGAUCCACCGCCGGCGCGGACAAGGACAAGGACGGGCUGCACUUCCGCGGACAGACGCGUUCGCGCAAGCCGAGCCUCUCCGACGGCGUGCCCGUCGUGGAUAUCAGCCUCGUCGAUCGCGCGGAGGCCUUCAAGGACGCGACCAUGGACCUCAAUCAGGAGAUGCGCAAGCGGCGCAACAGCAACAGCUAG
Messenger RNA from Epithele typhae, 2364 nucleotides. Its product is annotated as glycerol-3-phosphate O-acyltransferase. Gene Ontology annotation, cellular component: endoplasmic reticulum membrane. The transcript is spliced from 11 exons. Gene Ontology annotation, molecular function: glycerone-phosphate O-acyltransferase activity; glycerol-3-phosphate O-acyltransferase activity. The coding region runs from base 1 to 2364 and encodes 787 amino acids. Gene Ontology annotation, biological process: phospholipid biosynthetic process. Lineage: Eukaryota; Fungi; Basidiomycota; Agaricomycetes; Polyporales; Epitheliaceae. The record is from RefSeq and is a predicted model, not a curated record.